Colias croceus (clouded yellow) is the source of this 4427-nucleotide messenger RNA. RefSeq names its product THO complex subunit 2 (gene tho2). Gene Ontology annotation, biological process: mRNA export from nucleus; mRNA processing. Bases 64 to 4296 code for a protein of 1410 amino acids. Lineage: Eukaryota; Metazoa; Arthropoda; Insecta; Lepidoptera; Pieridae. Gene Ontology annotation, cellular component: THO complex part of transcription export complex. Gene Ontology annotation, molecular function: mRNA binding. The record is from RefSeq and is a predicted model, not a curated record. The transcript has 30 exons.
GCUGCGGCGUAUGUUGUAUUUUUGACUUUGUUGUGAAAUUCCGCUAUUUCUUGAAAUUUAAUCAUGACUACUCUAACUAAAUUUGUAUCGGACUAUUGUAAGACGUGGGAAAAGUCAGGCAGAGACUCUUUUGUUAAAUUACUUACACAAUACAUUAAAGAUGAAGGCAAAAGUCCUCUUUUCACGAAAUCUGGUAAACUUUCGGGUCUAUCACAGAGUAUAUACGAUUUGUUGCUUUGUGCCUUGAAAGGGUAUCUCAAAAAAGAUGCAGUUAUAUCUGUACUUCGUGAAAUAGCUAUGUUACAUGCUGAUAUGCCUUCAAUUUUGCUGGAUGUUGUAUGUGUAAUAGAUGCAGAAACAUCGCUGAAUGUACAGAGCGAAGAGAGAUCUGUUUUCUGCUAUUUAGUACGUGAAUUGGAAUCUUUCAUGUCUGACAAAUUGCUAAAAGAAAGAUUAGAAAUUGAAACCCUUCAAGAUGUUGGAACAUUGAAGAACAAAAUUUUUUAUACCAAGUUCAUCAAGAUUAAGACCAAGCUAUACUAUAAGCAACGUAAAUUUAAUUUGUUCCGCGAGGAGAGUGAAGGAUAUGCAAAACUUAUUGUAGAAUUAAAUCAAGAGAUAUCUGAAGAUACUGACUGGAAAACUAUUUUGGAGAUUAUUCAAUCACUAAUUGGUUGUUUUAAUUUGGAUCCUAAUAGAGUCUUAGAUAUUAUAUUGGAAUCCUUUGAAGCACGUCCACAUUUAGAUAACUUAUUUAUUACUCUUAUAAAGAACUACAUGUGUGAUCCUCAAGUAAUAUCGGAGGUCUUAGGGUUCAAACUAAGUAAUAUGGAAGUAUUGGAUACUUAUAAAGAGCCCCCUAACUUAAUAACUAUCAUAGCUUUACUUUUGCAACAUCAAGUUAUUGCUUUGGAUGAUAUUUAUCCAUGGCUACGUCCUGAUGAUUUAAUAAUGGCCAAAGAAGCAGAUAAGGAGUUGAAGUUAGUCCAGGAAUAUAUUCGUAAAUUAAAUAUAGUUUCUACUAAAGGACCACCUGCUAAUGGGGCCAAUGACUUUAUUGAAGACAAAGCAGAUCCACAGGAAUACUGGGCUAAUCAGAAAUUGGUGCUUAGUGAAGCUCUCAUCCGCGUGUGCGCAUGGCGGGAAUUCUCAGCUUUAUUCAGUCGCCUUCAUGUGUCAGCCAUGCCAGCUCGCCCAGCCAAGGCUCUUUGUGAAAUGCUACAUGCUGUUGUUGAACCGUUAUAUAGAUCGCAAUGCCGAGUAGCACCAAAAAUAAUAGGCACCCCAAUACCACCAUUAAAGUCAAAUUUAGCUCCAAAAGCCUGUAAGACCUUUGAAGACAUGAAAGAAGUGGUUAUUCCUGCCCUGAUUUUAUUAGGACCAGCUCUUCACCAUAACCCUAUUUUGAUGUAUAAAAUAAUACGCAUAUUACGUACGUCGCGUUCAGUAAAAGGAGAUCCCCUUCAACAUGAAGCCUUAACAGUAUUGGAUGCAGCAAUUUUGCCUGCACUCACCUUGAUGGAGGGAAACUGUUGUAUGGCUGAAGAAGUGUAUACAUUACUUAAAUUGUAUUCCUAUCAGUGCAGGUAUUGCUUGUAUGCUCGGUGGAAAAAUGAAUCUGGUGAAAAAAUACCAGCCCUGAUGCGAGUACGCGGAAAUUCAUUGCAGCGAAUAAAACAUAUUAUGAAGCGAGUCUCCAAGGAAAAUAUAAAACCGCAAGGACGCCUAAUUGGAAAACUUUCUCAUGCUGCACCUGCUUUCCUCUUUGAUUAUAUGCUGUUACAAAUACAAACAUAUGACAAUCUAAUUGGUCCAGUGGUGGAAUCACUCAAAUACCUCACGUCACUAUCCCUAGAUGUUCUCGGCUACUGUCUAGUGGAAGUACUAUCAAGUAAAGGGUCAGCUACCGGGGCAGCUCACCCACCUUGGUUACAAGCGUUAGCUGCUUUUGCUGGAGCUGCAUAUAAGAAGCAUAAUAUUGAAUUAACUGGCUUGUUGCAAUUUGUAGCAGAUCGAUUGAAGGCUCAGCAAAGUCAAGAUCUACUGAUUCUUAAAGAGAUAGUACAAAAGAUGGCCGGCAUUGAAGCUGCUGAGGAAAUGACUCCAGAACAAUUAGACGCGAUGGCGGGAGGUGAAUUGCUUAAGGGAGAAGCUGGAUACUUCUCACAAGUACGAAACACAAGACGUUCCUCUGCGAGGUUAAAAGAUGCAGUAGUGGGCAACAAUCUAGAUAUAGCACUUUGUAUUUUAUCUGCACAACAACGGCAUUGCUGUGUGUGGAAAGAUUCAGGUGAAGAAAACACGAACGAAGCGGGUGGUUCUCAGUUAAAAGUAGUGGGUCGACUUGCGGACCAGUGUCAAGAUGCGUUGGUGCAACUGGGAACGUUCCUCGCGUCGUCGCACGCGCCCGACGAGUAUGCUGCGAGGUUGCCGCCUUUACCGGAACUACUUCGUGACUACCACGUGGACGCCGAUGUGGCAUUCUUUCUCCACCGCCCAGUAUUGGCUCAAAAAAUAGCUGCAAAAGUUGAAUCAUUGCGAAAGAGCUCUGAUAGUAAAUCGGACUCUCAAGAGAAGAGUAUAGAACGCUAUAAUAUCGCGUCUAAGGAAGCUCUAGAGCCUAUUGUAAUAUCUAUCACGCCAUUGUUACCGAACAGAGUCUGGGAAGAUAUAUCACCAGAAUUUUAUGUGACAUUUUGGUCAUUAUCAAUGUACGACUUACGUGUACCAGUUGAAAGUUAUGCAAGAGAAAUUGACAGAUUAAAAACGGCCGCUGCAAGUGCCGCUAGAGAUACUUCACAGGGUACAAAAGGGAAGAAAGAACAAGAAAGAUUCAAUACUCUAAUUGAGAAACUACAGGAGGAGCGUCGCCGUCAAGAGGAGCACGUGUCCCGCGUACAUGGCCGUCUGUCCCGCGAGUGCAGCGGCUGGUUCCCCGCACGCGCAGCCAAGUCCGCCAAGAACGAAACGGUCACCCGCCUCAUGCAGCUCUGCCUGUUCCCGCGCUGCGUGUUCACAGCAACGGAUGCGCUGUACUGCGCGCAGUUUGUGCAUACUGUGCACGCGUUGAAGACGCCUAAUUUUUCCACGCUGUUGUGCUAUGAUCGGCUGUUCUGCGACAUAACGUACUCGGUGAUGUCGUGCACGGAGGGCGAGGCGGCCCGCUACGGCCGCUUCCUGUGCCGCGUGCUGGGCACGGCCAUGCGCUGGCACGCGGACCGCGCCGCCUUCCACGCGGAGUGCGCGCACUACCCGGGCUUCGUCACCAAGUACCGCGUGUCCAACCAGUUCACGGAGGCGAACGACCACGUCGGAUACGAGAACUACAGGCACGUGUGUCACAAAUGGCACUACAAGAUCACGAAAGCGAUGGUUGUGUGCCUGGACUCUGGCGACUACGUGCAGAUCCGUAACGCGCUCAUAGUGCUCAUCAAGAUAUUGCCGCACUUCCCUGUGCUGGCGAAAUUAGCGCAAAUUAUCGAGAGGAAAAUUGAGAAGGUUAAAGAAGAGGAAAAGAACCAAAGACCAGACUUGUACGUUCUGGCGACAGGGUACAGCGGUCAGUUGAGGAAUAAAGUUCCCAACAUGAUGAAAGAAAGCGAUUUCCACCAGGUAGUCGAUCAGCAUAAAGCAAGCGGCGUGGCUCAAGUGACGGCUGUUAAAGAGGAAACUAACAACAAACAACAGGAAACCGUGGUUUCGCCCGUGCAAACGACAGAUUCAGAGAAAAAGGAAUCGAAAACCAGUGAUAGACGACGCGAUGAAUCAGAUCGCGAUAAGGAGACUAAGCGGGAGUCUAGAUCGUCAUUGAAGGAACGGAACAAAGAAGAGUUGAGAAGUAAAGAUAAAUCUCCAAGAGAACGAUCACAUAGAGAGGAGCGCUAUUUGGAAGCGAUAUCACCACCUCAUGAUCACCGUCAUCCGUCCGAUGACGUAGAUCGUGAUGUGAAACGUCGUAAAGUAGAGAGCAGCGGCAAUGGCAAGGGUAGUAAAGAGAUUGAGGAACGAUCACCUGAAAAGGAGAAACGGAAAACUAAACUUAGAGGCGAUGAGCGUAAAGAGCGUAAGAUAAGCCGUAAAAGGGAUAGGGUCGAGGACUCGUCUCUUCUUGAACAAAAACGACGUCGCGAUGAACAAAAAGUUGUAAUUAAAAUGCCGAGUCACCAAAAUGGAUCGCAGGAAGAGCACCAUUAUGAGAAGUAUCAUAAAAGGGAGAAAUCACCGUUCCGGGAUCGAUCACAUGAAGAACCCAGAGAUAAACAUAGACGAUCAAAUGAGUCGAAGAUCAGAAGAUAAUGCUGGUUUUCAAGAUCUUAUGACGACAGUGACGACUUUACCUAGUAUAAGAGCUAGAUAUAAGAAAAUGUACUAGAAGCUACUGACAAACAGUAUGGAAGUAUACUGCAAUAAAAUAAAUGUCCACAAUA